Molecule: messenger RNA, 2682 nt
Organism: Cutaneotrichosporon cavernicola
Lineage: Eukaryota; Fungi; Basidiomycota; Tremellomycetes; Trichosporonales; Trichosporonaceae
Exons: 1
Coding region: 1-2682 (893 amino acids)
Biological process (GO): intra-Golgi vesicle-mediated transport
Cellular component (GO): COG complex; Golgi apparatus
Source: RefSeq, a predicted model, not a curated record
AUGGCAACAGCGCCGCCCCGCCGGCAAAGCGGCGCGUCGCUUAUGUCGCCGACGCCAGCUGGGCCAUCCUUCCGCCGCUCGCCCAUACCCCGGCGGCCAUCCACCAUGACCCAGAACUCGGACGCUUCCUCCCGUGGACACAGACGCCGCCCUGCGCUCGGGAAGGAGGCACCGGAAGAGGUAGACUGGGCUGUAGUCGAACCAGACGACGUGUUCCGCCGCCUCCCCGUGCACGAGGUCAAGCGUGUCGAGGCCAAGAUGCGCGCCGACGCGCUCAACAAGCAGUCCGAGCUCCGAUCCAUGGUUGGCACGCGGUACCGCGACCUCCUGACCUCCGCGUCACAGAUCACUGCCCUUCACAGCUCGUCGCUUAGGCUCAGUAGCAGCUUGAAGGCUGUAGGUACGGCGUGUGCCAACCCCGCGGUCGAGGUUCCCGAGGUCGAGGGCGAGGGCGUUUCGGAACUCUUGCCUGUAGCGGCUCACGUCAAGCUCCUCCUCGACACGCCGGAGGCGCUGUACUCGCUCCUCGCACACCAUGCGUUCCUGAACGCCGCGAUGUUAUGGCUGCUCGCUCGUAUCGUCAAAGACGGCCUGAACGAUAUGCCCGAGGAGGUCAAGGGCGUGAGUCCACAGCCCCGCUCCUGCUCACCCCAGCCCUACGUCGCCCUCAUGCAGAAGCAAUGGGAGGCCCUCCUCCCAUUCCGUGGGCAAAUCGUGUCGCGAGCCACAUCUGCUCUCCGUGCUCGCGAACUCCUCGAGAAGCAGCACACAGCAGACACACUCCUCGCCCUGAUCAUCCUCGACGGUCUCAGUGUCGACGACGCACUCGAGCUCCUCCUCAGCCAGCGUCUCCGCGCCCUCCGAGACAUCCUCGCUCACUCUUCCGGAAGGAGGAGGUCCUCAGCCCGUCGCGAGUCUGUUACCGCCAAGGAGCCACCAAAGGAUGUGGACAAGACGCUCGCGGAGGCUCUCCUUUGCAUUCUGGAUGCGGAGGGGCUCGCACACGCGCUCUUCGAGUCACGCCGCCGCGCAGACGGCGAGAGUCUGAUUCAGGAGGCGAUACGCCUUGUCCAGGCCGGUGACGAAACACCAAAGCCCACGCCAAAGAGCCACAACCGCCGGGCGUCGCGCAUCGCCUCCAUCUCCCUCCCCCUCCCCCCAAUUUUCCGGUCCGCCUCUGGACCAUCAACCAGCGCCCGGCGCGUGCUCUCGACCCUCCCUGCCUCCCAGAUCCUCCUCCGCUACCUUCCCACUACCGUGACAGGCUUCACGCCUUUCAUCGCGCCCUCCCCCGCCCCACUCCUUUCCGACCGCCUAUCUCCAUGGGAGAGCCAGGUCGUCGCCGUGCUCCGCGAAGCUGUGCCCGCAUGGCUCGCAGGUCUCACUUCAGUGGCGGAUGUGUGGGCCCUCCGUGCCGCGACACGCGACCUCCUCCCCGACAAGGGCAUGGGGUCGCGCAUCCGCGACGCCCUCGAGGACGAGUGGGGUGCGCGCGUACAAGCCAUAUGGACGGCCAAGCUCGACGCGCUCGUCACCGGGGCACGGGACGCCGUUCAAACGGCUGCGGACAAGAUCCGCUCCGGUGCUGAGGUGCAGGACAACGAUCCAGCGACUUACACGUUCGCGGACGUGGCGUUCCCGAGCGCGUCCGCGCUCGCGGGUUCCAGUGGAGCUGGGUUCGCCACUUUCCUCCGCAACCUGAAGAAGCGCGCGGCGCGUCGCACACCCCUCCUCGACUCGGUACUGGACGGCCUGGAGGCCGCGGCGGACGACAUCGCAGCGGACCUCGCUGGUCUCCCCAAGAACUUGGGAGAUGACUACAGGAGUAAGCUGGGCGGUGCACUCGGAGCGCUCGUGCACGCGCUCAACGACGCGCUCUCCGAGGCGGGCGGACACAGAGACAAGACUGGCAGCAUCGAGGCCGAGCUCUUCAUCGGCAGGAUAGCCCUCUUCCUCGCACACGCGAGUCCGUUCCUCUCAGACCUCGGUGCGGACGAGUCCGAUCUGCCAAGGGCGCAGGUCGCGCUGAUGGAAACCCACACCGAGAGCACAGUACAGUGGCAGGCUGCGGCGGUUGACGCAGCUCGGGCCGCCAUCCUACCGCUAUUCGACGUGCAUCGUGGACCAGCGCAAGUCCGAGCGUCUUGGCAAGGGCCUCACCCGACCGCGCCGAGCCCACAACUCCUCACGUCGCUCACCCUUCUAGUUGCGGCUGUGCGGCGUCUAGGCGUGCCACCGGUCGUAGAGCUUGACAGUGUGCCGCGCCUCCUCCGUGCCUUCCGGACCGAAGCACGCGAUUUGGAAGGAUGGGAGGCGUCUUCGGGCGAGGGCGCAGGUGAACUCGCCGCCCAAUCGGCAUUCGACCUCGCCUUCCUCGACCUCUUGACUGGGGACGACAUUAGCUCGGAUCCUAUCAUCAAGAGUCUGCUCGACGACGUUGCUGGCGACUUUGGCCAACGCUUGCCCGAACUCGUGGGCGAGGCCCUCCGGCGUACACAGGUCGUGCUUCACCCUCUUGUCGAGCAUCUGGUCCCUGCUGAACGGGGGAAACGCGAACGCACCGGCGCCCUCCUCCGCCUUGGGGCGCCGGCACUGCGCGGCGGCGUUGGAGCCGAGUUUAAGAGUCCGCUCGCGGUUGCGAGGCCAGGGAAGCGGUUUGGUAUGCUGUCUAUCGUUGCGUAG